Messenger RNA from Priapulus caudatus, 1266 nucleotides. RefSeq names its product neuropeptide F receptor-like. Lineage: Eukaryota; Metazoa; Priapulida; Priapulimorpha; Priapulimorphida; Priapulidae. The coding region runs from base 1 to 1266 and encodes 421 amino acids. Gene Ontology annotation, biological process: G protein-coupled receptor signaling pathway. Gene Ontology annotation, cellular component: membrane. Gene Ontology annotation, molecular function: neuropeptide Y receptor activity. The record is from RefSeq and is a predicted model, not a curated record. The transcript has a single exon.
AUGGAACCGACGACGGCAGCAGGUGGCGCCAGUGAGGCGCCGGCCACCAACUGGUCGCCGACGGCCAACCAAACGAACGGCGGCUACUACUACAGCGGCAACGACACCGAGGCUCCGUUUAUGCAACACUUUCUCGACAACCUGUCGUUUCGCAAGUUCGACCUCAUCACCCAGAACAUUCUCAUAGCGAUGUACUGCGUCCUCAUCUGCAUCGGCGCCUUCGGCAACAGCCUCGUCUGCAUCGCCGUCAUCCGCAAGCCGGCGAUGCGCACCGCGCGCAAUCUCUUCAUCAUCAACCUCGCUGUCUCCGACCUGACGCUCUGCAUCUUCACGAUGCCGUUCACGCUCAUGCAGAACGUGCUGAAGAACUGGCCGCUCGGCGAGUUCAUGUGCAAGCUCGUCUGCACGUUCGAAGCAACCAACGUGUUUGUAUCGACCAUGAGCAUCACAGCGAUCGCGCUCGAUCGCUACCAGGUGAUCGUCUACCCGACGACACAGAGCAGCCAGAAGCUGGGCGGGAUACUGAUCCUGGGCAGCCUGUGGGGCGUGUCGAUCAUACUGGCGAUGCCGAUGUUUCUCUACCACGCCAAGCAUCCGAUGGGUCUGCCGGAUCUCGUCUUCUACUACGUGUGCGCAGAGAGCGUGUGGCCGGUGCCGAACGGUCCGUUCGUGUACGCCGUCUGCGCCGUCGGCUUCCAGUACGUGAUGCCGAUCGCCGUCACGACGGCGGCGUACGGGAGCAUCUGCCGCAAGCUGCAGUACCGCAUGGUGUCGCAGACGACCAUGCACAACCAGCGGAAGAAGGAGCUCGAGGGGCGGCGGAAGAAGAAGACGAAUCAGUUGCUGAUCGCCAUCGCCGCCAUCUUUGCGAUCUCGUGGCUGCCGCUGAACAUUUUCAAUCUGGUGACGUUCUGGGACACGCAGAGCACGAUGCUGAGUCCAGGGGACGCUAAUCUUAUCUUCGCUGUCUGCCACAUGAUGGGCAUGUCGUCGGCCUGCUCGAACCCGCUGCUCUACGGCUGGCUGAACGACAACUUUCGCAAGGAGUUCAACGAGAUUCUCUGCAACUGCAGCGAGCUGAACAUCAUGGAUAAGAUCAGCGGGAGUCUACGCAGAGGUGGCGCCACCACCGGCGUCGGCGGAGAGGAGGUGCCGGUCGUCGUUUACACGAAGGCGCCGACGACGCACCUCGCUGCGCCGAAUAGUGCGGCGAACGCAGAGCCAUCUGGCGUCACGCAAGUGGAGCAACUCACGGUCGCCGUGUAA